CGGCCCAUCUGUUCUGACUGCUGACCCUCGCCGAGUUCCAAAGGAAUUCACAGACAAAGCCAACUUUACUGCAGACGUUUUCAUAUUAGCCUUCUUCCACGUCCCAUUUUAUCUUUAUUUUUUAGACAGACAUGACUUGCUCACUGGGGAUCCUGCUCUGCGUAGCUGUGCUGUUCCGGACCUCACAGCCUCUCAUCAUGGAUAAACUUGCAGACAACAAGUUUUGUGCAGAUGCAGAGUGUUCAUAUGCUCUCUCAUUGGCCACGGCCAUAAACGACUUUGCUGCUCCCGAUUGCAGAUUCAUCAACAUCAGGGCAGGACAGAUGGUCUAUGUGUAUUCUAAACUUGUGCCGGAAGAGGGCGCUGGUGUCUUUUGGUCUGGAAGUGUUUAUGGUGAGCGCUACGUGGACCAGAUGGGUAUCAUAGGAUACUUCCCUGCCACCUUGGUGAAGGAGUCAGUAAAGUUCAAGGAAGACACUGUUCAGAUCCCCACAACCGACAUGGAUUUCUACUGUGAUUGAUUGAUGACAGAGCACCCCAAUAAUGUCCCAUAAUUAUCAUAAUCACAAUCAUUCUCUGUGGAUUACUGCCAUUAGUGGGAAAAUUGGGUAUAUUGAGUCAAAUGAACGGCUUUGGCUUUGCUUUUAUCCUCUGCAGACAAUUUUCGUAAUAAAUCUUUUCAUCAUUAUUUGCUGCAUGUUAUG
This is a messenger RNA of Gadus chalcogrammus (walleye pollock), 704 nucleotides long. Its product is annotated as otoraplin-like. Gene Ontology annotation, molecular function: protein binding. The coding region runs from base 132 to 521 and encodes 129 amino acids. Gene Ontology annotation, biological process: cartilage condensation. The record is from RefSeq and is a predicted model, not a curated record. The transcript has 4 exons. Lineage: Eukaryota; Metazoa; Chordata; Actinopteri; Gadiformes; Gadidae.